Molecule: messenger RNA, 1428 nt
Organism: Lipotes vexillifer (Yangtze River dolphin)
Lineage: Eukaryota; Metazoa; Chordata; Mammalia; Artiodactyla; Lipotidae
Gene: ZMPSTE24
Product: zinc metallopeptidase STE24
Exons: 11
Coding region: 1-1428 (475 amino acids)
Biological process (GO): CAAX-box protein processing
Molecular function (GO): metalloendopeptidase activity
Source: RefSeq, a predicted model, not a curated record
AUGGGGAUGUUGGCGUCGCUGGACGCGAUGUGGGAGAUGUCGGCCGAGAAGCGUAUCUUCGGGGCCGUGUUGCUCUUCUCCUGGACAGUGUAUCUUUGGGAGACCUUCCUAGCACGGCGGCAGAGACGGAUAUAUAAAACAACAACUCAUGUACCACUGGAGUUAGGACAGAUCAUGGAUUCAGAAACAUUUGAGAAAUCUCGACUGUAUCAGCUGGAUAAAAGUACUUUCAGCUUCUGGUCAGGACUCUAUUCAGAGAUUGAAGGCACUCUUAUUCUUCUCUUUGGAGGAAUCCCUUAUCUCUGGAGACUCUCUGGGCGGUUCUGUGGCUAUGCUGGCUUUGGACCAGAAUAUGAGAUCACUCAGUCCUUGGUGUUUCUGCUGUUGGCUACACUUUUCAGUGCAUUGACUGGUUUGCCGUGGAGUCUUUAUAAUACUUUUGUGAUAGAAGAAAAACAUGGUUUCAAUCAGCAGACUUUGGGGUUCUUCAUGAAAGAUGCAAUCAAGAAAUUUAUUGUGACUCAGUGCAUUUUAUUACCUGUGUCUUCACUUCUACUUUACAUUAUUAAAAUUGGGGGAGACUAUUUUUUUAUUUAUGCCUGGCUGUUCACACUAGUUGUGUCUCUGGUGCUUGUCACCAUCUAUGCUGAUUACAUUGCCCCUUUAUUUGACAAAUUCACACCUCUUCCUGAGGGAAAGCUUAAACAAGAAAUUGAAAUCAUGGCAAAGAGUAUUGACUUCCCUUUGACUAAGGUGUAUGUUGUUCAAGGAUCUAAACGCUCUUCCCACAGCAAUGCUUAUUUUUAUGGCUUCUUCAAGAACAAGCGGAUAGUUUUGUUUGACACUCUACUAGAAGAGUAUUCUGUACUAAACAAAGACAUCCAGGAGGAGUCUGGCAUGGAACCCCGCAAUGAUGGAGAAGGGGACAGUGAAGAAAUAAAAGCUAAAGUUAAAAAUAAGAAACAAGGAUGUAAAAAUGAGGAAGUGCUUGCUGUGCUAGGCCAUGAACUGGGGCACUGGAAGUUGGGACACACAGUCAAAAAUAUCAUUAUUAGCCAGAUGAAUUCUUUCCUGUGUUUUUUCUUGUUUGCUGUAUUAAUUGGUCGAAAGGAGCUUUUUGCUGCGUUUGGUUUUUCUGACAGCCAGCCCACUCUAAUUGGACUGUUGAUCAUCUUCCAGUUUAUUUUCUCACCUUACAAUGAGGUUCUUUCUUUUUGCCUAACAGUCCUAAGCCGCAGAUUUGAAUUUCAAGCUGAUGCAUUUGCCAAGAAACUUGGGAAGGCUAAAGACUUAUAUUCUGCUUUAAUCAAACUAAACAAAGAUAACUUGGGUUUCCCUGUUUCAGACUGGUUGUUUUCUAUGUGGCAUUAUUCUCAUCCUCCACUACUAGAGAGACUUCAGGCUUUGAAAAAUUCAAAACAAGACUGA